Messenger RNA from Hordeum vulgare subsp. vulgare (domesticated barley), 1257 nucleotides. Its product is annotated as very-long-chain 3-oxoacyl-CoA reductase 1-like. The coding region runs from base 76 to 1095 and encodes 339 amino acids. The transcript is spliced from 4 exons. Lineage: Eukaryota; Viridiplantae; Streptophyta; Magnoliopsida; Poales; Poaceae. Gene Ontology annotation, molecular function: ketoreductase activity. Gene Ontology annotation, cellular component: endoplasmic reticulum. The record is from RefSeq and is a predicted model, not a curated record.
UAAUCCCCAGCGCUCAGCACACACAGCGACAAGUCCGCGGCACGCAGCGACCCGCUGGAGAAAGUGGAAGAGAACAUGGGCGGCGGCAUUUUCCCACUGCUGGAGCCAUGGUUCGUUUCCCUGGCCGUCCUCGGCGCGGUGUACUCAACAGCCGUCGUGCUCCGCCUCCUCUCACACCUCACCCUCCUCCUGCGUCGGCCGAGGAACCCCCGCCGCCGCUACGGGGCAUGGGCCGUCGUGACCGGUCCAACGUCUGGCAUCGGCCAGUCCAUGGCCCUGGAGCUCGCGCGCUUGGGCCUCAACCUCGUCCUCGUCGGCCGCGACCCCGCCAAGCUCCAGGAUAUCUCCGAGACCAUCUCCAAAACCCACGCCGUGCAGACUAAGACCGUCCUCUUCGACCUCGCCCUCAUCGCCACUCCUCAAGGGGACGAGGCGGUGCGGCGUCUCCGGGAGGCCGUGGAGGGGCUGGACGUGGGGGUGCUGGUGAACAACGCCGGGGUGGCCAAGCCAUGCGCGCUGUACCUGCACGAGGUGGACGUGGAGGCGUGGGUGAAGAUGAUGCGGGUGAACCUAUGGGCGCUGACGGAGGUGACGGCUGCGGUGCUGCCGGGGAUGGUGCAGCGGGGCAAGGGCGCCGUCGUCAACAUCGGGUCCGGGUCGUCGGAGGCCAUCCCUUCCUUCCCCCUCUACUCCGUCUACGCCGCUUCCAAACGGUACGUUGCUCAGUUCUCCCGAAGCCUCUACGUCGAGUACAGAAGCAAAGGGAUCGAUGUGCAAUGCCAGGCACCGCUGUUCGUGCAGACGAAGAUGACGUCGAUAGUCGCGGGAUCCGGCAAGCGGCGCCGUGGCGUGCUGCCGCGGCUGAUGGUGCCGACCUCGGACGAGUACGCGCGGGCGGCGGCGCGCUGGAUCGGGCACGGCCCGAUAUGCAUGCCCAACCUGGGCCACCGCCUCCAGUGGUGCCUCUGCCGCGUCGUGCCGGACCGGCUGCUCGACGCGCUGCGCCUGCGCGAGAACCUGCGGCAGAGGGCCGUCUUCCAGCGGCUCAGGUCGCCGAGGUCGCCGUCCCAUGCCAACGGCGGCAAGCAGAGCUAGCUUGGUCCAGGCUGCGCUUGUUUGUGCAUACUUUGUGUAGUACUGUGUGUGAUUUGACAUGGAUCUGUGGACCGCAGUUCGGUUUGAGUCGCCGUUGAUGCGCGCGCAGCUGAUGCCUGCCUGUAUCUGCAUUUCCGUUGGCAAUAAAUCAAAUUCACAAAA